Messenger RNA from Epithele typhae, 1596 nucleotides. RefSeq lists its product as uncharacterized. The record is from RefSeq and is a predicted model, not a curated record. NCBI's taxonomy places the organism in Eukaryota, Fungi, Basidiomycota, Agaricomycetes, Polyporales, Epitheliaceae. The transcript is spliced from 3 exons. The coding region runs from base 1 to 1596 and encodes 531 amino acids.
AUGAAUGCCAGCGUCCAACCCCCACCCAGCCCGUCCCUCGCUGGCCCCCGUCCGCUCCAGCUCGUCGAUGGCAACGUGCUCUCCAUUCUCUCAGCCCCUUCGUCCCCGUCCCCCCUCAGCCCAGGACUCUCCACGCCCCCGCCCAGCGCCCGCAAGUUCCACCCUUCCCGCAGGCAGUCGUCCAUCUCCUACUUCCCCAGCGACCACACUCCAAGCUGGGAUCUACGCUCCCCCACCAGUGCCACCUCCCGUCCGUCAUCACUCAAGCGGAGCACGUCCUUAAACCACAAGCUCCCAGGUCCGCUGGAUUUGCAGGGAAACAAGCGGAGUAGCCUGCCCCUCACAGACCCUCUGGGCAGCCCACAAGUCGAGCAGCGACCACCGCUCACGCUAACCGAGAAGCACGCCGACCUCCUCCGCUUCAUCGCCCAGAAAGAGUCGAAAUGCCUCGAGCUCCGCUCGCAGCUCGCCGCGCACGAAGCCGAGCUCGCGCAGCUCAAGCGCAAGUGGGAGCGCAUCGUCUCCCGCGGCAUGGACCGCGCCUACUCGCAACAACCCGCCUCCGCCGCCGCCUCGUCCAACUCGCUCCUCACCGGGGCCGUCAAGGACGUCAGCCGGCUCCUCGCCGCCGGCCUCUCCGACCUCGCCGCCUCCCCCAGCGGCAGCCCGAACCCGGCCAGCACCUCCUUCCCCGCGCACUCCGCCCCGCCGUCCGCGUUCGCGAAGCACGGCCCGCCCGUGCUCGCGCUCGAGACCGGCGGCCGCGCGCUCGGACACGCCAACUCCUGCAGCACCAGCACCAGCACCAGCACCAGCGCGUCUUCGUCCGGCACCGGCACCGCAUCCUCGAGCGUGCGCCUCUCGCAGUCGUCCGCGUCGUCGCUCGCCUUCGACGAGCCCCUCGCGGAGCAGGACGAGGGCGCGGAGGCGGAGGACCACGCCGCGCGCGCGAUCCGCGUCGACGGCGGCACGGGCAUCGAGAGCCCCGUGCAGAUCUCGCCCGCGAGCGCGAUCAAGGCCGCGAAGCUGCACCGGCGCAAGAGCCGCGAGGUCCCCGCCCCCGCGCUCGCGCCCACGUCGUCGUCCCCGGGGACGUCGAGGGCGACCGUGGCGGCGGAGGAGCGCAAGGCGAAGCGGGCGAGCAUGCACGGCGGGGUGCCGCCCGCGGCGUCGAUCCCCGGCCUAAGCCCGCUCGCGAGCGGGUGGAUGGAGAGCGUGGGGAGCACCGUGGGCAAGAGGUGGGGGGAGAUACAGAAGGGCGAGACGUUCACCAAGAGCCAGAAGCGCGCGUCGCUCCUCCUCUCCGACGCCGCCUCCUCCUUCUUCGCCGCGCUCGCGCCCACGACCCCGACCGGGGGCGCACACACGCCCGUCUCCGUCUCCUCGAACCCGUUCGGCGCCGCGCUCUCCCCCCUCGGCGCGUCCCCGACCGCGGCCUCCGCCGCGACCUCGCUCCUCGAGCUCGACGACGAGGGCGCGGGCGCGCUCGGCAGCGUGCUGGUGCCCGACCGGCCGGCGCUCGCGCCGUCGCGACCCGCGCCCGCGGCGCAGAGCAAAAGCUUGCUCGAUGACGACGACGACGAGUGGAAUUGGUAG